CCCGGCUCCACCCUCCAGCUCAGGCCUCGGACCAGUACCCUCCGCGGUCGGGCUGGAGACCAGAACCUGGCGCGGCAACAUGACACGCGGCCACCGCCUCCUGCUGGAGAACGCGCGGCAGGUGGUGCUGGUGUGCGCCCGCGGCGAGCGCUUCCUAGCGGGGGACGCGCUGCGCAGCCUGGCAGUGCUAGAGGGCGCCAGCCUGGUGGUGGGCACCGAUGGGUUUAUAAAAGCUAUUGGUCCUGCUGAUGAGAUCAAAAGACAGUUUUCUGAAGAAACUUUUGAAGAAAGAAUUGACUGCUCUGGGAAAUGUAUCCUACCAGGUCUGGUGGAUGCACACACACAUCCCGUGUGGGCUGGCGAAAGAGUUCACGAGUUUGCAAUGAAGUUGGCAGGAGCCACAUACAUGGAUAUACACCAGGCUGGAGGAGGGAUCAACUUCACAGUGGAGCGCACGCGCCAAGCCUCGGAGGCGGAGCUGUUCAGCUCCUUCCAGCAGCGACUCCAGUGCAUGAUGCGGGCUGGGACCACGCUGGUGGAGUGCAAGAGCGGAUAUGGCCUCAACCUGGAGACUGAGCUCAAGAUGCUGCGCGUGAUUGAGCGUGCCCGUCGGGAGCUGGACGUCGGCAUCUCGGCCACUUACUGCGGGGCUCAUUCAGUGCCCAAGGGAAAAACUGCCCCUGAAGCUGCUGAUGACAUCAUCAAUAACCAUCUCCCAAAGCUGAAAGAACUUGGCAGAAGCGGGGAAAUACACGUUGACAACAUAGACGUGUUCUGCGAGAAGGGCGUCUUUGAUCUCGACUCCACCAGGAGGAUUCUUCAAAGUGGAAAAGACAUCGGCUUACAGAUUAACUUCCACGGGGAUGAGCUCCACCCAAUGAAGGCUGCUGAGCUCGGGGCUGAACUAGGAGCCCAGGCAGUCAGCCACCUGGAGGAAGUGAGUGAUGAAGGCAUUGCUGCCAUGGCAACAGCCAGGUGCUCUGCUGUUCUACUGCCCACCACAGCCUACAUGCUCAGACUGAAGCAGCCUCGCGCCAGGAAGAUGUUAGAGGAAGGAGUAAUCGUUGCUUUGGGCAGUGACUUCAACCCUAAUGCGUACUGCUUUUCAAUGCCAAUGGUCAUGCAUCUGGCCUGUGUAAACAUGCGAAUGUCCAUGCCUGAGGCCUUGGCUGCUGCCACCAUCAAUGCAGCUUAUGCGCUGGGAAAAUCUCACACACAUGGAUCUUUGGAAGUUGGCAAGCAGGGAGAUGUCAUUAUCAUCAACGAAGCAAGAUGGGAGCAUUUGAUUUAUCAGUUCGGAGGCCACCAUGAAUUAAUCGAAUAUGUUAUAGCUAAAGGAAAAGUCAUCUAUAAAAAGUAAUAGAUCUGAAAGAUGCAACCCUUCAACUGUACACAAUAAGUCAAUGCAGUUCUACUGAAAGCCAAAACGCCUUGGUGGUUUACCAGAAUUAUGUCACUUCAAACUACAUAUAUUUCAGUGUUCUGUUAAUUCACUUGAAAAGAGUCAAGGAAUUGGUUUAUUUUCAUUGAACAUGUGCAGCUCAACAUAUAAACAGAUAAACCUAUUAUGAGAAUCUCUAAACAGUGAAUUGCUUCACAAAGAUUGGGUGCAGAUAGUCUAACCGUAGAUAUGAUGGGAUAGCACGAAAAUGCUUUUUUUUUGAAAAGCAGAUCUGGCUUGAAAUUUUCAUUUUGUUUCUGCAUUUCAAAUGUCAGUGUUCAGACUAUGUUUGUUGAACAUUGGGGGUUGGAAGGAAAUCAAAAUGAUAUGCCUCAAAUUAGGCUAAACUCUAGCCCUCUAUGAUAAGCAGAUGGCCCCUACAUAGUUUGUCUUUCUAGCUGUUCUUCAGUGAAAUAAUGUCCCCUGAAGAAGGAUGUCCUUCCAUUUCCAAUGGCUUUCCGGCCUGAGCAGUGGAGGUCACACCAGAAUGGAAAACGUGUCACUUUAUACCCAAGUGCAGGGGUCUUCCUGGAGUAGAUGCAUUCUGGCCAAAUCCAACAGUGUCAUUUUGACAAAUUGUUUUUAUGUUUUUGAUUAUUCACAUUAAAAAUAUCUAAAAACA
This is a messenger RNA of Tupaia belangeri chinensis (Chinese tree shrew), 2063 nucleotides long. RefSeq names its product amidohydrolase domain containing 1 (gene AMDHD1). Gene Ontology annotation, molecular function: imidazolonepropionase activity. Lineage: Eukaryota; Metazoa; Chordata; Mammalia; Scandentia; Tupaiidae. Bases 80 to 1360 code for a protein of 426 amino acids. The transcript is spliced from 10 exons. The record is from RefSeq and is a predicted model, not a curated record. Gene Ontology annotation, cellular component: cytoplasm.